AUGCCUUUCUUGAAAAGCUCGAACGCGCAAGGCGAUAAAGGUCGGGCUGCGAUUGUUACUGGUGGCUCGCGUGGAAUCGGAGCAGGAAUUGCUCUUGAGCUCGGGAAACGUGGCGCCAACGUGCUCAUUACAUACAAUAACGCCAGUACCCAAGCCAAGGAUACCAUCUCUAAACUUGAAGCAUUGGGGGUGGAGGCAAUCGGUGUCCAAGCCAGUGGCAAUGAUCGAACAUCGCCAGAUCGAAUUGUCAAAGCAGCAGUCGAGAAAUGGCAACACAUUGACAUUAUCAUCAACAACGCAGGGGCUGGUGACGACUGUCUUCUCAAAGACAUGACACACGACUUAUGGGACAAAAUCCUGGAUUGCAACCUUCGCUUCCCGACAUUUUUGGUACAGGCAGCAACACCAUACUUUGGCUCACAACCCCGGAUCGUCAACGUUUCAAGUGUGAUUGCCCGAAUGGGUGGAUCAUAUACAACGGCUUAUUGUGCAUCAAAGGCCGCUUUAGAAGGCAUCACAAAGGUCUGGGCAUUAGAGUUAGGGCAGAAAUAUGGCGCGAUUGUCAAUUGUGUCAAUCCUGGACCUGUUGCAACAGAUAUGUGGUUGAGAGAUACGGAUCCAGCCGUUCUGGAGGAGUGGGACACUAAAAUGAAGGAAACCCCAGCUGCGCCUCGGAUCGCGGAAGUUGAUGAUAUUGCGCAAAUAGUUGCAUUCUUGUCCGAGGAGCGCAGCCGAUGGUCAACUGGUAGUACAGUGAAUGCCAAUGGCGGAUUGUGUUUUGUCUGA
Messenger RNA from Lachnellula hyalina, 786 nucleotides. Its product is annotated as 3-oxoacyl-[acyl-carrier-protein] reductase. The coding region runs from base 1 to 786 and encodes 261 amino acids. The transcript has 2 exons. Lineage: Eukaryota; Fungi; Ascomycota; Leotiomycetes; Helotiales; Lachnaceae. Gene Ontology annotation, molecular function: oxidoreductase activity. The record is from RefSeq and is a predicted model, not a curated record.